Messenger RNA from Elephantulus edwardii (Cape elephant shrew), 642 nucleotides. RefSeq names its product ATP synthase, H+ transporting, mitochondrial F1 complex, O subunit (gene ATP5PO). Lineage: Eukaryota; Metazoa; Chordata; Mammalia; Macroscelidea; Macroscelididae. The record is from RefSeq and is a predicted model, not a curated record. The transcript has 7 exons. Gene Ontology annotation, biological process: proton motive force-driven mitochondrial ATP synthesis. Bases 1 to 642 code for a protein of 213 amino acids. Gene Ontology annotation, cellular component: membrane. Gene Ontology annotation, molecular function: proton-transporting ATP synthase activity, rotational mechanism.
AUGGCUGGCCCAGGAAUGACCGGGCUCUCCCGUCAGGUGCGGUGCUUCAGUACAUCUGUGGUCAGGCCAUUUUCCAAGCUUGUGAGGCCACCUAUUCAGAUAUAUGGUGUUGAAGGCCGCUAUGCCACUGCUCUUUAUUCUGCUGCAUCUAAACAGAAUAAACUGGAUCAAGUAGAAAAGGAGUUAAUGAGAGUAGCACAACUUCUGAAGGAUCCCAAAGUGUCUCUUGCUAUUCUGAAUCCUCACAUGAAGCGGUCUAUUAAGGUGAAAACCCUAAAUGACAUCACAGCAAAAGAGAGGUUUACUCCACUCACAUCCAACCUGAUCAAUCUACUUGCUGAGAAUGGUCGCUUGAACAAUACACCUGGAGUCAUUUCUGCCUUUUCCACUAUCAUGAGUGUCCACCGUGGAGAAGUUCCUUGCACAGUUACCACUGCGUCUCCCUUAGACAGCACCUCUCUCUCUGAAUUAAAAACAGUCCUGAACAGUUUCCUAAGUCAAGGCCAAGUGUUGAAAUUGGAGGUUAAGACUGAUCCAUCUAUCAUGGGUGGAAUGAUUGUCCGUAUUGGAGAAAAAUACGUUGACAUGUCUGCAAAAUCCAAGAUCCAGAAGCUGAGCAGAGUCAUGCGGGAGGUUAUAUGA